AUGUGGAAUGUAUUCAACUUCAAUAAUUUUGACGACAAGCUGAAGAACAACAAAAAUGAGAAGGAGGUUUACACGCACGAGGACUUGAGGUACUACUUUGAAAAGCUGGUGAAGAUAAACCUGAACAACGUUAACAUAAACAACUUCAUCGAGCUGCUGCGGAAAAUCACGCAGAUAACAAUUUGGGGCGACAAAUAUGAUGACCAGAUUUUUCAGUACUUCUGCGAAGACAACAUAUUCAACCACUUCAUACACCUACUGAGGCAAAACAUUAACAAAAACAUAAGGAUUCAAAUUUACCAGUCCCUCACCCUAUUGAUACAAAACCUGCAAAAGGAUAUUUCUCUGUACUACAUCUUCAGUAACAACAAAAUUAACAACCUAAUUUAUACGACGUUCAUUUACCAAGACGAUGAGAUUAUGCCCUAUUACAUCUCCAUGAUAAAGUCUAUUUCUUUUUUCCUGAACUACCACACGUCCAAGUUCUUCUUUAACGAGAAGAGUAUGAAAUUCCCCCUGUACACCGAGUCGCUGAGGCUGUACAAGUUUAACGACAUCAUCACACGAACCUACGUUAAAAAUAUUAUACUAAAUAUUUUGAAGAUCGAAGACGAGGGGAUUGAAAACCUUAUCCUACUACGGUCCGCUUUCUUCACCAUCCUUGUUUGCUAUCUCCGCAAUCAUAUCAUAAAGAUGAAUAAAAUUUAUACAAAAAUAAAAGAGUCGGAAAAAUUGAAAAAAUUGUUUAAUACGUACUUGGACGAAGUGGAUGACGUUCUGUACUUUUUUGAGGACAUGUUGAAUUGUGAGAAGAAAAGGAUAAAUGACAUGCUGAUGAUUAAGCUGUUGAUUUAUUUUUUUUUUCCUAUCAUUGGUUCCUUUCACAGCUCUAUCUACUUCGACUGUGUGAGUGCUUAUGGUGAGGGGGGCAUCUGCGAGGACGACACGGGGGGGGCAAACGGUAUCGGUAACGCUAACGGGAAUGGCAACGGUGAUGGAAGAGGGAGCGACAGCGGAAACGAGAGCGGAAACGGCAAAGGGGGAGACUACCAACGGGGAGACUUCCAACGGGGUGACUACCAACAGGGUGACCAUCAAGGGAGAGACAAACGAGAGGAGGAGUUCUUCCGCAAGGAAGGCCAAGUGGCCAACUCUAGUGACCCCGUGAACUACAGCAGCAUCGAUUAUGUGUACUUCUCCAGUCAGAAGAGCCGCGAGGAGAAGGCUGCUUUAGCUUCAGCUAAGAGGGAGGACACUGGGGGGGACGUUCCCGGAGAUAGUGAAGUGAAUGGGGUCGUCCCCCUCGGUGACCACUCCGGAGAAAACAGACCCUGCGACGCGGAGGAGGCGGGGCAGGGAGAGAAGCUGAACGAAAGAGACCUCCCCCAGGAAGUGAUAGAAAGCAUAAAGGGUAGUAACCGUGUGCCAUUUAUAAAGCUAUUCGAUAACAAUUUAAAAAACGUGAAGAAUUUCGACUUUUGCAAAAGUCUGUCAUCCUCGAAUGCGUCCUCCGUGAACUCGAACGUGAGUAACGUCGAGAUGGAGAAGAAGGCUGCGAGAGCGGAGCCGCAGGCAGAAGUGCCAAUCCAGGCUGAGGUGUCAAUCCAGGUAGAAGUUCCAACCCAGGCUGAGGUGUCAAUCCAGGUAGAAGUUCCAACCCAGGCUGAGGUGUCAAUCCAGGUAGAAGUUCCAACCCAGGCUGAAGUGCCAACCCGGGAGGGAGAGCCAACCCAGGAGGGACAGCCAACCCAGGAGGAACCAACCACCGGCACGAAGAAAAGCGGCAAGAGGGGAGACAACACAUACGAGUUCCUAUACUUCAGGGGAAGGAGAAGCUCCAAUAAGGAAAAGGCGGCAGGAGAUAAGCCGCCCGAGGGGGGGACGGAAGGGAAGGAUGUACACAGUGAGGGACAUCCACAGGGAGAAAUGCAAAAGGAUAGCGAGAAAAGGGACGGGCAGUUCAUCAAGGAAAAUGAGCUGAAAGAUAGUUACUUCAGAAAACGAAAGAAGAAGAAAAUUUUCAUCCAAAUGACUUCGACGAAUGGGGUUCUUCACAAGAAAAGGCGCGGCAAGGCCUCGAAUGGGGAUGGGAGUGGCGGCGGGAAUAGCGGUGGGAGUAGCGGCUGGAAUGGCUGGCCGGGAGGAGAGGACGAACUGGGCGAGGCGCAGCAGUUGAUGCAGGGCGGUGCCUUCUGGGAACAAGUCCAGAAGUACAACCUGACCCAUCUGUGCCAUGUGGAGAUCCCCACGCUACAGAAAAAAAUCACCUUCGACGAUAACGUUAGCAGCGACUUGUACAACUACCUAUUCAAUUUCAACUCCUUCACAACGAGAGUCCUCAAGCACUAUGAAAACAAAGCGAGCGUAACAAACGUUUAUUACAAUAUCUUCAAAUUAGGUCUCCACCUACACCCCCUAUGUUACGUUAAUUCUUUUAAAAAUUUUUCAAUCCUGUAUAACUACUUAAUCAAUACCACCUUGUCCCUUUUCAUGUUAAUAAGAUCACUGAGUAUAUUGAAGAAUGAAAAAUUAAAUAAAAUUAUUUACUCGAUUAUUUUUGGAGAGUAUAUUAAUGUCCAAUUUUUGCACAAAAUUUUAUCAAAUGAUCUGAAGGACCCUUAUUUUUACAACCAUUUCUUUGAUCCCCAAAAGAAGGUCAAUAUGAAUGAGAGUCCUACGGAUGAUGUGGAAUUUGAAAAUGUGUAUUGCUCCUCUAUUGAUUAUUUACUACCUGAGUAUAAUAAGGAGGAGGAGAUGGUUUAUUUGGACUUGGUGAACGGUUACUACAGGAGGGGGGGGACGGCUUCCAAGGAGGUUGAAGCGACCUCUCAGGGGGGUGAAGCGGCAUCGAACGAGGUUGAAGCGACCUCUCAGGGGGCAACAGCCGAGGCGAUGAUGAAGUACGACGAACUGAGCAACCCGAUACUGCUAAACUUCCUGCUGCUGACCAACGUGCAGAAGGAAAAAAAUAUAAAAAAAUGCGAAAAGGACAACAUGAAGAAUAAAAUAUCAGACGUGUACCUGCUGCUAAGCAUCCAGUUCGUUUCAAAUUUUAUGAAAUCGUACGAUGGAAAAAUGAGUGACAUAGCCAUCCCGUUUUUUAAAAUUUCUCAUUGCAAUUUUGUAUACGUUUUUUGGAAUGUCAUUAAUGUGCAUAUAAAUAAUUUGUAUCUUCGAAUUAUAACGUUGAAGCUACUUGUAAAUUUGACACUGGUGUAUAUUGAGAUGAUAGAGGACGAGCGUGUGUGCGUCGAUUUCGCGUCACCGCUGCUGGGGCUCAUCCGGAAGAUCAAGAAAAAGCUAGCCAACAAAAUCAAGAGCAUCAUUGGGAAGAUGGAGUACAAAGUGUGCCAAAUUUUUUGGGAGGAAAGCAAAAUAUACGAAAACUGCUUUCAGGAAAAGAUUAACAUUUGCCGGGACUCCGUCCUCAUAAACAUCGUGAAUGGCGUGGAUGAGUCGGGCGACAACAACUUCCUUUGCUACCCCGUUUCGCAGAUUGAAAUAUAUCGAAGGAAUGUGCAUGCCCUGUUCGUCCUAGACGGAGUGUCUACCAAGCUGCAGAAACUUCUUUCCUUCGCGAAAAGCGAACAGGAGCAUACCAUUCCCUUCGAUUUUAACUACAACGACAUGUCGGCCCUGAUCGACAUAAAGAACAAGAACACCAUUAAGUGCUACCUGAAGAAUAACAAUAAAAUUUUCAACUGCUACUACAUCGAAGACAACACGAACUUCCUGCUAUGCAUCCCCUCGAACAGUCACGUGAACCAAGCACUCAUCAUUUUCAGCUACCCACUAAUGCUGAUCGAUCUGUACAUUGACAAGAACGACAACAAAAAAUUAAUAAUACAUAUUUACAGUUACAACAACGAGGAGCAUAACCAUGUGGAGAAUAACAACGUGGAGCAGAACAACGUGGAGGAUUCUGCUGGAACGAAUUUUAACAACUCGGAAAAAAUAUUUCACAACAGCAAUUUGGACAGUAACUACAUGAACACGGUCAGGUGCUACAGCUCCAACAAUGAAGACGGCCUUUUGGAGGAGACUCCCAAAGUGCACAAGAACGACUACAUCCUGAACAAGUACAGCUCUGCCUACAAGAAGAACAGGACCAUAACCAAUGUGAAGAAGGAAUGGUGUCACAAGGAACUGAACUUCAUGAAAAAUAUUCUGAAGCUGAAUUUUUAUGACACCACGAGAUCGCUCAUUGUCUACAAGGAACUCAAAUCAGGGAUACAACACAUAAACGAUAAGUAUAAGAAAAAAUUGGAGGAGUACCUCAACACGUUUUAG
Messenger RNA from Plasmodium cynomolgi strain B, 4290 nucleotides. RefSeq lists its product as hypothetical. NCBI's taxonomy places the organism in Eukaryota, Apicomplexa, Aconoidasida, Haemosporida, Plasmodiidae. Gene Ontology annotation, biological process: endosome to lysosome transport; endosomal transport; regulation of autophagosome maturation. The record is from RefSeq and is a predicted model, not a curated record. Gene Ontology annotation, cellular component: late endosome; endolysosome membrane. The coding region runs from base 1 to 4290 and encodes 1429 amino acids. The transcript is spliced from 15 exons.